Paramecium pentaurelia is the source of this 1586-nucleotide messenger RNA. The record is from the annotation of a GenBank genome assembly. Lineage: Eukaryota; Ciliophora; Oligohymenophorea; Peniculida; Parameciidae.
AUGAAAUUAAAUGAGUAUUUAUAAGCUAACAUGGAACCCUACAAACCAUUAUUAUUGAAUGAUAGAAAUGAAAAAGGAAUAUCAACUGGAAAUUACAUGAAGCUUAUGAAGAUGAAUGCAUCAAGAUUAAUUUCAAAGUCUGUUGAGUCUCCUAUACAUCCAUUAACAACAAGGCCAACAUUAGAUAUUGUAAAGAAUUCCUAUAAUCUUCCAUAAAUAUAACACUUGGUUGUUGAGAAUCAAGUUUUACAAGCAAAAUUAAAAGAAGAAUAAAAUAAAGCUUAGCUUGCAACCAAUAAAUACCUAUAUUUGUAGAUGAUGUACAAGAAAAUGGAAUAUGAACAACUUAUCAAGUAAGAAUAGUAGAAACCAUAAUUACCCAUUAUUGAUACAUAAAGAGAAUUUAACAAAACCAUCAAAAUAAAGAACGCAAAAGAUGAACAAUUAUCUGAAAGUAUUGGAGAAUCUUAAGGUUAUAUAAGAAAUAGAAUCAAAUCUCUUGCUAAUUAAGCAAAAGAAGAAACACCAAAAGUUUAUAAAGUGAAAUAUUAUUAAAAUAAGAAAGUCUUGUCACCUGAGGAAGUAGCAGCUGAAGUCUAAAAAAUGAAGGAAAGGCAAAGAAUUGAAGAAGAAAAGGAAAAGAAAUUGUAAAAUUUAUGGAAGAAAUUUUUAAGAUGUCAUCUUGUUAUAUUAAUUGUUAUAAGAUGGUCAGAAAAUAUUAGGUAUUUAACAAUAAUAAAAUAAGAAAGAAACGAAAAGAGAAGGAAAAACAAUAAUAGGAAUAAAAUAAAAAAGCUAAACUACUAUUUAAAGAGAUUAAGAAAUAUACUUAAGUCUAAUCAUAAGACAUCAUCAAAAAUUGGGUCAGUAAAAUAACUCUUCGGAUCUAUCAAGGAAUGAUUGGAGAAGAGAUGAAAAAGGUAUUCUCUCAAAAUUUUAAUCCAAAUUAAGUAGAAAAUUAAGAUAUUUAAAAAAAAUGGUUAAUAUAUUUUCUGAUAUUAUUUUUCAAAAAUGUUGAAUAGCAUACAAGAUAAGAUUCUAUGCCUGAUUUUUUGUGUUUCAUGAUGACACUUCAAUUAUAUUCUUAUUAGAAUAAGACUGCAUCAUUAUAUAUAGUUAAAAGAACAACAUAUUUAAAUGGGAAUGUAUUUUCCUUAUCUGAAAAGGAGAUUCAAAUGAUUACAAGUGAAUUUAUUCUAUUCUCAGUAAUAAUUCCAGAAAUUAUUAAUUAAGAUUAAAAAUAAAAGUAUUUUAAUUAACAACAUUAAACUUAAUGUAGAUAAAUAUUUUUACAUAUAUUUAGUUUAUUGUAAAUACUCUUUAUUAGUACAUUUUGUGAUUUACCUGAAAUUAAAUCAACAAAUAAAAUAAAAGUCAUUUAAAAAAGGAUCAUUUAAAAUUAAUAAACUAUGGAAUUGAAAUUUGAAUAAGAUGAUUAAAUAGACUUAAGUUAAGCAAUUGUAGUUGGAUUAGAAAAAAAGCAAAAAUAUGAGAAAUUAUAUAAACAAAAUACUGAAGUUUUAGAUGAUUUAAAACGAUUUUUGGAAAUAAUAUUGGAAAAUAUAAGUGGAAAUGCAUAUAUUUGA